AUGCAACAACUAAUUUUAAUUAAUAAGAAUAGCAAAAGCAAUAGCAGUGAUAACAACAAAAAUAAUAUUGUCAACAACAACAACAACAAUAAUAAUCAAAUGCAAGAUCUUUCUUCUUCACCAACGGCUUCACUUUCUUCUUCACGUUCAACAUCUCCAGAACCAACCUUGGAUCCCAUAAUAAUAAAUUAUUCGUUACAUAGACACCCAACAUUCUCUUAUACUCCAAUACACACUCGUAGAAGAUCGAAUGUUUGUAAUAACAACAAAUCACCAAUCUCAAUAAGAUCUUUAUCUUUUAGUCCAAUUUCUUUACCAACAGCCUCUUCUGCUCCUGAUUUAUUAUUCUCGUCAUCAUCAUCUUCGUUUAAAACUAACAGCUCUUCUGGGCAAACUCCAGAAAGUGAAAUUCCAUCAACUCCAACAUCUUCAAUAUUUUCAACACCUGAUUCAUUAGAAUAUACGAGUUUUCCUAAUUUUGAAAAAUUUGCUGACGAGAGUUGGUCUGAUAAUAAAAAAGCACAUUUUUAUGACUUGGAAAUGGAAAGCUAUGAUGAAAUGUUUGUAAAUGGAAUAAGAUUACAAUAUUGA
Messenger RNA from Entrophospora sp. SA101, 591 nucleotides. Lineage: Eukaryota; Fungi; Glomeromycota; Glomeromycetes; Entrophosporales; Entrophosporaceae. The record is from the annotation of a GenBank genome assembly.